Messenger RNA from Emiliania huxleyi CCMP1516, 195 nucleotides. RefSeq lists its product as hypothetical. Gene Ontology annotation, molecular function: histone methyltransferase activity; protein binding. The transcript has a single exon. The annotation marks the transcript as partial. NCBI's taxonomy places the organism in Eukaryota, Haptophyta, Isochrysidales, Noelaerhabdaceae. Gene Ontology annotation, biological process: chromatin remodeling. The record is from RefSeq and is a predicted model, not a curated record.
ACGUACCUCUUCAACCUCAACGCGGCGCAGGUGGUGGACGCCUGCCCGAAGGGGAACAUGUCGCGGUUCGCGAACCACUCGGACAAGGCGAACUGCGACACGAAGAUCAUGACCGUGCGCGGCGACCAGCACAUCGGCCUCUACGCCAAGGAGCGGAUCGGCCGCGGCGAGGAGAUCUUCUUCAACUACCGCUGG